Molecule: messenger RNA, 13091 nt
Organism: Anopheles funestus (African malaria mosquito)
Lineage: Eukaryota; Metazoa; Arthropoda; Insecta; Diptera; Culicidae
Gene: Imp
Product: insulin-like growth factor 2 mRNA-binding protein 1
Exons: 6
Coding region: 1088-2860 (590 amino acids)
Biological process (GO): nervous system development; regulation of gene expression
Cellular component (GO): cytoplasm; nucleus; cytosol
Molecular function (GO): mRNA 3'-UTR binding
Source: RefSeq, a predicted model, not a curated record
CUACUAAGCAGCGAAGUUGAGUGUGAGAGAAAGAGUGUGUGUAUUCAUCUUGUGUGUUGCGAAAAUCACGGAAACUCCGAGAUUUUGCCUCUUUCGAUAAAAGUUACGAUUCAUCCGCAUGCGUACGUUGCUCUUCUUCUACGCUUGAUCUGCGCGCGUGUUCUUUUGCUGUCUAAAAGGUGUAGAAAAGUUGUAUCCUGAAACGCGACACUUUUGGGUAUCAAACAAAUAAACAAAAACCAGGGUAAAGGUGACACUUAGAAAAGACGGCCGGGCAAUAGGUGUUCAAGGCAGAAAGCUUUUUUUCGCACAGAAAGAGCUCUUAGUGUUUGUUAUCUGUGUUUGUACUACCAAUACCGCUACCAUUAUUAUUAGUACCACCUAUUGUUGUUAUUAAUGUUUUAAGUUGCUUGAAACGUGCUCGAGAGAGAAAGAGGUAUACAGAGAGAGAGAGAGAGAGAAAGAGAAAGGAAGCGUAUCGAAAUCAAACGCGUGUGUAAUAAUUUCUAAUGUGCUAUAUUAGCAGCAGAUAAACGCAUGAUAGUAUGAGCAGAGUGUGAGCUGUAGGAGAGAAUAAUUGGAUAAGCGUUUACUACCGUUUUCACCUGGAUGCGAUCAAACGCGACCCAACGGAUUAACUUCGGCUCGUCAAAAUUACCCAUUUCGGCCUGGUGUGCGUGUCUAUAUUCGCGGUUUCGAUCCAAAGCUGAGUCGUUACACGUUACGUUUGUGCAUUGUGUCUGAGUCCUAGGCAUUGAAAAGGGAUCUCGAUUUGGAAGCGACAGUGUGUGUACUCCACGUGUUUAUCUGCAUUGAAUUCACGUGCAUGUUUCGCCUCAACGAAAGACACCUCAUGCUCUAGUGAUCGUUCGUCAACUUGGGUCCUGUGUGUGUGUGUGUACUCGCGUGUUUAUGUGUUUGUGUUCCUACGUGUGCCUGUGCGUUUACUGUAUGUGCUGGCGGACCAGUUUUUAGGCUGCUAAGGAAGAAAUAGCCAACGAAGUAUAUACAGCAUCCAAAACGUUUGAAACGUACUGGGCUACGUGCUUCAAUUUCGCGAUAAUUUAGCAACAACGCAUUGUACAAGAUGGCGUCUAAUUUGGAGCAAUUUUCGGAGCUUGAGCUGUCGAAGGAGGAUCGUGAGCAGAUCUUCGACCCACCGUUGGAUGCGCCCAAAACACAGAAUGGUGCCAGUACAACGGCCAAAAUCGUCAUCAGUGGUAUUCCACAACACGCCAAGUUUGACGAUAUCGAACCGUUGCUGAAGCCAUACGGCAAGGUGGAGCACUGUGAGGCAGGUACUAGCAAAGAUCCUAACACGCAGACCGUCCAUAUCACCUUCGAGAAUCACGAUCAAGCACAGAGGGCGGUUUCGGGACUAAACGGUGUCGAUUUUGACGGUUCGAAGUUGCUCGUAGAGCUAUCGGAGGCGAACAAACAGGCGCGUAGGGCACAGCGUAACCGAUCGCAGUACGGUGCAGGCAUGCCGGGUGGAGGUGGUCCCGGUCGCCAGACCGAUUUUCCGCUGCGUGUGCUGGUGCAGAGCGAGAUGGUGGGGGCGAUCAUUGGCCGGCAGGGUAGUACGAUCCGGCACAUUACCCAGCAGAGUCGGGCGCGCGUUGACGUGCACCGGAAAGACAACGUUGGUUCGGUCGAGAAGGCGAUCACAAUUUACGGUAAUCCGGAAAACUGUACGAUGGCAUGCAAGAAGAUCCUGGAAGUGAUGCAACAGGAAGCCAACAGUACGAACAAGGGUGAAAUUUGCCUCAAGAUCUUGGCACACAACAAUCUGAUCGGUCGCAUAAUCGGCAAGAGUGGGAACACGAUCAAGCGGAUAAUGCAGGACACGGACACAAAGAUCACGGUCAGUUCGAUCAACGACAUUAGCAGCUUCAAUCUGGAGCGUAUCAUUACCGUCAAGGGUACGAUUGAAAAUAUGUCCAAGGGUGAAAGCCAGAUCAGUGCCAAGCUGCGCCAAAGCUACGAGAAUGAUCUGCAGGCACUGGCACCGCAGAGCAUCAUGUUCCCGGGACUGCACCCGAUGGCGAUGAUGUCAACGGCCGGCAAUGGAAUGGGCUUCACCGGACGCACGGGUGGGGCGACGGCAAGCGGUGGUAGCGGUGCCGGCAUGUAUCCGGGCUCGAACUUCCCGAUGUAUCAGCCACCGGCUGGUGGACCGGCAGGAGUGCCACCGGGCUCGAGCGAGGUCCAAGAGACUACCUACCUCUACAUCCCAAACAAUGCGGUCGGUGCAAUCAUCGGCACCAAGGGGCUACACAUCCGAAACAUCAUCCGGUUUUCGGGUGCUUCCGUGAAGAUCGCCCCGCUCGAGGCAGACAAACCUCAGGAACAGCAAACGGAGCGUAAAGUUACCAUUAUCGGCACACCGGAGGCCCAGUGGAAAGCGCAAUACCUGAUCUUCGAGAAGAUGCGCGAGGAGGGCUUCGUGUCCGGUACGGACGAUGUUAGAUUAACGGUGGAAAUUUUUGUACCAAGUGCACAAGUGGGAAGAAUUAUUGGCAAGGGAGGACAAAAUGUACGAGAGCUGCAGCGUGUCACGGGCAGCAUAAUUAAGCUGCCCGAACAUACCGCCAGUGCACCUGUGGACGAAGAAACGACAGUACACAUCAUCGGUCCCUUCUUCAGUGUGCAGUCGGCACAGCGACGUAUUCGUACGAUGAUGCUUGCCACGAAUCCGCCCCCGGUCACCAAGCGACAAUCGUCGCAGAAGUCGAAGGAUCAAACGACGGGAGGGGCAGCCUCACCUGCUGCUGGUGCUACUGCGGCCACCGGCACUACUGCUACCGUCAGCGCCAGUACGACACCUCCCCAGCAACAGUCGUCCAGUACAAAUGCGUAAUCAAAAUGUCGUCCUGCGCCGGUAGACAAAGAUCGGGAGUGAAGGCAGUAGUAACCAGCGACAAAAACAGCAAUAGUAGCACACCACCACAACCACCAUCAACAUCAGUGUGCACUGCGGUCAGCAGAUGCGCCGUACGGGAAAAGAAGAUACACAAGUGAUGGCAUGCGGUGUUGCCCGUAACCGAGCGUACCGUAACGGGUCGCGAAUCCUAAAGGAAGGAGGAUAAAUACAACUCAUAACGCCAAAUACAUCACCAAUAGUAGAACAUGCAAUAGCCCGAGCAAAACGCCAACAGCGGGAACAUCUUUCCUAGUUCGCGUAACAUAUUCAGAGAAAGCGAGAGAGAGAGAGAGAGAAAGCGGUUAGCGUGGGCAACAAGCGUCCUCCAACGCCGUGAUCGAACGUUUCACCUUUUUCCAUAUAUUAGCAUUAGAAAUGUUGUUAUAUUUACUCUAUUACUCUAUUUUGUCUGUUCCUUGUUCAAUACACGCACCCUUUAUGCAAUAGUCAAAGCCGAGGUGACCGCGAUUCCCCAAGGGUAUCACCAUUAGCCUCAUUAAACUGAAGAGAAAUGCUGGGAGUUGUGGAACGUGCAGCCAUGCUGUGUCCAAUGGAAUGUUUGUAGUAGUCUUUGGACACAGGACCAUGCACAAUCCGCUGCUUCCGGCGAUGUCGUUUCUCUUUCAAUCGAUCAACUACAGAAAACCAUAAUCAAAAUAGCCAACCAAUCUAAGUCUUAGAUUCCGCCCAGUAGCAACCGCGUCAACGUCAGCCUAAUAAUUCAGCAAAUUCCACCCUCAGCAAACAGUACAUUGUAACAGAUGCAUAUGAAACAGAGCGCACGGGUUCUGUUCUGUCUGUGGAAGAAUAGCCAAACCAAAAUCAUCCUGCCUCCACAGCACGGUGAAAGAGAGAGAGAGAGAGAGAGAGAGAGAGAGAUAGCGAGAAAAAGAGAGUGAAAGAGUGUAGAUUCCCGAUCGUCUGCAAAAGAAGAAGAAAAAAAAACACACAAGUAAUAUGGAAAUGUUCAACAACAAGCAAAACAUUAUAAAUUGUAUGUAAUAAGUCAUAUGAAGAAAUAGAUUGUAAGAGAAACCAUCCUCCAGAUCCAUAACACGAGAAGAGUUAUGAAGGGAGAAGAAAAGAUGCUGUUAUAUCCUAAAUUUCGCUCGAGUGUGAAGUGAACGCAGAUUGUAAAGAAGCAAACAUCUUUCAACAAAUCCGGCUUUCUCACGGGAUCGAUAAAAUUAUAUAGUCUAAGCAUAUAGAAAGGCAGCAAGAGAAACCCGAUCAACUAAACCGAAAAACACAGCCACACACCGUACGGGGUGCAAAAAGGGUCAGGACAGGUGUGAAACAAUGCAAUGUGGAAAUCAAUCCGUUUGCAAACCGAAGCAUUAAGAAAUGCAAUCACCAUCAGAACAUUCCCACUUUUUCCCGCGCGAAUGUUAAAUCUUUGGCGAGAAAAAGUGAUGCAGUGAAAACGAAACAAAAUUUCUUUUAGCAUAUCGGAUUGUAGCAGACAACACCCCGCGGACAUCGGCGUUAUUGUUGCGGGCAUUAGAUGUGACAAAUGAUUUCUAAACUGCAGUUUGUUUUGCAAGCUAAAACGAAGCGGAAACCAUACCAUCCAAAUCCACUAAAUGUUCCCUAAUGGAGUGUACUACCAUCAUUAACAAAUGGUUCGAAUCGGGAAAGAAAACAAAAAACAGCCAAUACAGUUAAGGUACACUAUGUUUAAGCUUGUUGAAAACGUGCGUGUUUUUUUUUUUUGCUAAUUUAUUCAGUUGAUGAUAGGAACUUGAGUUCAUGCCAACUAUUGAGGAGCGCAGCAGAGUGUUUGUAGUAGGACGUGUUGAAUAGGAUAACGCGAUAGGAACGGGAUGUGGAUUGUAUUGUAUAAGUGUCGAUGGGGAUAGGUUUUUGUCUUGUCUUAAACGAUCGCGCAAUGAGAGAUUUAAAACUUUAGUGUGUAAUGUUUUUUUUUUUUUGUUCAUCUUAGACAGGGAGAUAGAGUCGUUUUUAAGACCGUGUGUAUGUACGAAAGAUGUAAGAGCAGCACUGUUGUGUGCGCGUGUGUAUGCGAUAAACCAAUAUGAUCGAGACGGAUGAAUGCGUGUCAAAUGUAAAAUGGUAUCGUGCAGAGAGAAGCAAAACUAGGAUGCAGUAGUAGUAGUUAUGGUACAAAAGCGACGAAGAGUAUUAACAGGCUAGUGUGCUAGGCCACGCAGCCAGACCGAGAAGAGAGGUACGCUUUUGUUUUUUGUCUAAUGGUCGAGACGAUCGACAGCGGUCCUGGUGUUUUUACAGAGUUUCUGCUGUAGUCAGAACUCUUGGGGUUUGUUUUUUUGCAAGCAGCCGCAAUCAGCCGUGCCACUGCCCCCUCUCCCCGGCCUUGCCCGGGGAAGUGGAAGAAAAAGCAGCAGCAAUAGGAAGGAAGAACAGCUUCUUCCCAGCUGUUGAACUAUCUUUCCAACUGCUUGUCACCUACCCUGGUUAAUAAGGAUGCACUCGAUUGUGUCAGAAAUCAGCAGCCUAAAUGCAGCAAACAAGUAAAGGGACCUGUUGCCGCAGCUGCAUCGAAUAUGCUAAGAGCUGCCCUUUCGAGUAGGUGGUUGACCAAAGACUAUCGGAUAAAACGAUGAUGGUGAGGUGUUGUUUUGCUGAAUACCAAUGAGACAGAUGGGCACAGGUCUGCAUAAAGGGGAAAGCGAACUCGAUUGUUUCUACCUCAAUGGCGGUGCGACAGUGCACCAGUGGUGGACGCGUGUUCUUUAAGGUGUAGAAUUUGCCACGCCAUUUGCAACUGUCAGGCUGUUUGCCAUCAAUGUGGAAAAGGGCACUGUAAUUCUUGUGGUGCCGGGGGUUUUUUUUUCCUUCUUCUGCUGUCACAAAACGAGAAAGCAUCACGGUAGGUGAUGGUUUGCAAUUACGUUGCCAUCAGAAGGACGAACGACACAAGCGCCCUUUCGCGAAUUAAACUGUAGAAUAGGUAGGACGUUGUAUGGCCCUUUUAAGAGAUGAGUAGGAUGAUACACUAGCGCAGGGAUGCAGGGUGAUCCAGCAACAAUCGAGGCCAAUGUGAACGAAGCUGCUAAAAAAAAAACAGCAGACGCGGCAGCAUUGAUUGGUGAGAUUGUUGUGAGCACCAGCAAACUGAAUGUAACGGGCAUGCCUUAUUAACUAUUUAUUACGAGAAAACAAAAAAUCGUGGACGUUAGCGAGAGUUAGGGAAGAUGUGUAUGUGUGUGAGUGUGAGCGCGUCGGAUAGGGAAACGCGACGAUGAAAUUGCGGCUGUAUGUGAAUCAUCCGCUUUAUAGCCUACGAGCUACCCGAUCCCAUCCGCUUAUGGGUAGUGUAGUGUUAGGGUACGCCCGCGAACACUACUGUAAAACUGUCAUAUCAGUACGCCAGGACGUCUAUAGGAGCGAACAGAAUGUAGUAACACGUUGGAACGACAGGAGAAACCCAAUACCUCACGAUAAAGUGCAUUAUGUGGUGGACAGGCGCGCGCAAAAAUGCGCAAACAUGCAGUAACAACCGCUUCCCCUUUCUUCCCCUUUUUCGUUGAUGUAUCAAGAUAAUUGAAUCGGCGACGAGUGCACUACUACCUACAGAGUCCAUCCUUGGAUUUGAUGGUGUCGCUGUCCCAAGUACCAAAAACCCGGGGGUGGCCAAAAUAAUGUGGUUAGCGCGGUUAGAAAGACGAUACAAGGAAUGCAACGAAUUUGACCUCUUACCUCAAGCGAACAGUGCGCACAUAUUGCCACACGGUCUGCGAUCGUAUGUCGGUAGGAUCGCUACACCCUUUCCAUACGAUCAGGCGAUCGGUGCAUUCUUUUUAAGAAAUGUAAAAAAACUACAUAACUAUGUGCUAAUGUUAAAGAAUGUUACAGCAGCAAAGACUUGUGUUAGAAGGUACUGUACGCAUAGCCAGUGCGUGUGUGUGUGUGCGUCAAUGUUUUCGCAUACCGUGCUGCGUGAGGCCGGUACUGCGCCAUCUUGUUUGCUUAACUUAUUGUUGAUACGUAAGUGUACGUAAGUGCGUACGGAAUAGAACGUAAACUUGUUGAAACUGUUGUCCCCCCUUUUUAUUCCCUGUAGCCUUAUUCAUGCUGUUGAUUUCACCAUUUUGUGUACUAGUAAACUGUUUAUUUCUUGCUCUAAUACUCGCCCUUUCUAUCUUUCUCUCUCUCUCUCUUUCCUGUCGGUGAAAGUUUGUUUGGUUGCUAACUGUUCAUGUUCAAACGGUGUAAACCAUUUUAACAGAUGCAAAUAUGCAACAAAUCAUAUUAACUAUGUGUAACUAGUACUAGUACAUGGAAAGAGAAAAAGAAAGAGAGAAAAAUUGAGGAGAGUUUAUAUGAGUAGGGGACGUAUAAUCAAAAUAGUUUUGUUUCCCAUUUGUAGCUCUGAUGUUUUGUUUUUUUUUUAUGUCAUACAUAGUGUUUCUAAUUAUAUUUACACCUCAACACAAAGCCAACAGCACUGUUAGAUUACAAAGGAUUCUUCCACACUAUUGUAUACCGUUUUGCAGACAUUAAUGCACUAUCAAUACCACACUGUAUAAUAACGAACUAGGUUUUACGUCAAGGCAAUAGAAUAAACGAGUUGCGUUUCCUUCAAAAACACAAACAAACUGGCAACAAAUAGGAUACUAAUGAUAAUGUUUGCCGCAGCUGAUAUGCUUUCAGCUCGUUACGGCGUAUUUUGUUUAACAUAAGUCUUUACAUUAUUAGAUUGUUUUCCGGAUCUUUGCUCGUUAUUUGAACGAGAGAGUUUAGGAACACAUGUUCGUAACUUUCGUUUGGGUUCUUUUUAGCGAUAGAAAAAUUGAAAUCGGUUCGAUUGCGCACAUGAACGUAUUCCCUAACAUCAUGUGAGGAAUACAAAUGCAGUGGGCUUCAUUUAUGGAAACACACACACACAAAAUGGCAAAACUACUUUUGGCUACUAUCGGCAAGUCACAAAAAUUGGAUUUUGGAUAUAGACAGUGGCAUAAUUUUUAACGGCGCAGGGCUUAGUAAAACAAAAAAAAACAUCUCCAUUUUUGAUAAACAUUACACACGCAUACUACUUCUCUAGGCGCAGGAAUUCUAAAAAUAAAACGAAACAACCAUGCAAAGAAGCUCACGUGGAAAAAUCAUGUAAAAGCGUGUGUCGCUUAUUUUAUAAGUAAAGUUGUAAUCCCUGCCCUCGAUUGGGAUGGAAACAAACUAAUACUACUAAUAUUGCCUGUACAUGAUGGUAACAAAACCACGUAGAAAGGAGAUACAGCUACAUGGUGUUCGUACUAUAGCACUCAACACUCACAUCGGUUGGCCCCAAACAAUUCCAAAUCAACUGAAAUAAAACAUUAAAAAAAGAAAUCACGAAUCAAAGCAGAGAGCGAACGAAAAAGGUAAAAGAGUGAAAGAUAAAUGAAUAAAAGCAAAUACGACAAGCAAAACACACAACUAAACAUGUAAAAAAUGUAUCGCGAACGAGAGAACAACAUACACACAAAAUACUAUUAGCUUAACCGAAGUUAUGUGGUUUGUGUGAUGCAGCGGUUUACCACAGCAAAAAGUAAAUGGUAGAACAAAAGAGUUUCGUGUAAAAUGAAGAAGAAAAACAAACCGUAGAAGAGAAAAGAAAGAUUUGAAAAAACAGAUGCAUUUGAAGAUGGCGACAUUAAAACAUUAAGGUACUGUUGGACUGAGCAAGCGGUGAGAAAAGAAAACCAAAAGAGUGAAACAAACUAAAAGCUGCAACGUGUGACGUUUGUUGGUUUUGUAUGUUUGUUUGUUUGUUUUUUUUUAAUACUAUUUAUAAUUGAAACACGUGCGCAAAACGUGUGCGCACACACUUAAAAUGGAUGAAAGAUUACGUAACAAAAGAACGAAGAAGAAGAAAAAAACUAGGCGGUAUGUAAUGUGGUGCAUGUGAAAAGUGCUUUCGGGACGAGUAUCAAAGUAAGCGAUGAAAUUGUACUGGAAUCGUUUGUAAACGGAUUGAACGCAUACAAACGGUAUGGAACGUAAACAAACGUAGCAGCCCAAGAUUAAAAAAAAGGCGAGGAUAAACAAGUAACACAAGAGAGACAAAGUGACUAAAAUCAAUUGUUAGAUUUUUUUAUUAUAUAUAUUAUAUUGAAAAUAUAUUAUAUAUAUAUACACGUGUAUAUUUGUGCGAAAGGAAAACAAGAAACAAAAAAUUGUAUGAAAAAAAAAGCACGGCGAAGAAAAAUGGAGGCGCCCGUUCCUUUGUAGCGUGGACACAAAACAAACUAAAAAAACAAAACAAAACAAAACGUUUGAAAUCGUUAUAAACCGAGAAACAAAAGUGAGAGUGCGUGUGAACGAGUGUGAGAAGUGAGGCGAGAUUCGAUUAUGUAUUGAUUCCGAGUCGGAAGCGCGAAGGAAAUUUGCGUGAAGAAAAAUGAAAACGCCAGAACCAGAAGAAAACAAAAUGGUACGCAGUAGUGUGUUGUUUUUUCGCUUCCCAUCGCCCGGUGGUGUUGAUGAGAGUUGAACAGUGAUUGCGGUGAACGUAAACAAAAAAACAAACAAACAAAAUAUGCGGGAAAUUGUGAAGCAGAUGAUAUUUAGCUAACAACUUUACUAUUUAUUACAAAAUACUAGAGGCUAUAAUAUCGUUGAAUAUUUGUAAUGCAAAGACAGGUCCUACACACACACGUACACACACGUUUGGACGUAACGGAUGUGUGAACUGGGACAAGCAAGGUGUAUAUUUGCAUUAGUGCGUGUGUUCACUGCGUGCGAGAAGAGUGCGUAAGUGCGUUUAGUUGUGUGGAAACAGUGCAAAGGCCCUUGGUACAAGAGAAGACUCGAAUCACCGCGCAUCCCAAUAUUUUUUUUUUCAAAAACUAAACAAAGCAACCUCACAUUCUACGUUCCCCUUUUUGCUUGAAAUAGUUGCAUGGACAUCCCAACGCUACUCAAAACUAGAAGUUAAACAAGAAAAAAACGAACGCAGUUCCUGUUCCUGUUGUUGGAUAGACAAAUCGUGCUAAACAACUCCGCGAUCCGCGUCGUCAACGUUGGUGAUGUAAGCAUUAUUUUAACACCUUAACACUUAAUCGUACAGAAGAAGACAGUGUGCCACUUUUUAGAGACGAGAAGCCAGAUGUCCGCAUGUGAAGAGGGCUCCUUCCAAAGAAUGACUUUUAUGCGUUAACGCGUACGGUGGUGCUGCGUUAUAUUAAUGCUUCCUUCCGGUGUCGCGUACGUUACGGAUGUCCUUUUCCUCUCCCCGGUGCACGUCAAAAAACCGUCUUUCCCGGGGGUGAGCGCAAAACGAACAACAAGCUAAAGUUCGGUUGCUUCGCUUAGUUAAGAGCGUAUGUGUAAGAUUAAGGGCUUAUUUUAGAUAGAACGAGCGAGAGGGAGAGAGAGAGAAGGAGCGAGAGAGAAGGAGGAUUUCGAAAGAUCAGAAGUCAGUGAGGUGUUUAGUAUUUCCAAGUGUUGUGAUAUGACGAAGCAUUAGCGUUUCAGGGAAGAGUGUUUUGUUGUUUUGUUGGGUUAAAUUUAAUGUUUAACAGAAAGUUUAUCUGCAAUUAUUUCUCGCUUAUUUUUUCCUGCGGGAGUGCUUUAACGUCUUCCCAGCGGGGAAACAUUCUGGCCAGUUUUUUUGGAUCAGUAAGAUCUGAGUUAUGAUCUUAAUAAGUGAGAUAAUUCAAACGUAUGUUUUUUUUUUUAUUUUCAAAAAAUAACCUAACACAUGCCCAUGAAAUGAUGUAGCCCACACGCAACCACAUCCAACCUUCAAUUGGAACGAAGAACAGAAACGCUUCAAAUGAACAUUUUGAUUUUUGAUGCAUUCGAACCGAUAGCUCGGUAUCAUUCCGAUAUGAAAAUCCUUUUUGUGUAUUUUUCCUAAUGAAUGCGCAGAUUGUCAAAUAAUUGAGCCUUGUCACCUACAUGAUCCGGAGAUGAAUAAAUCCCCCUUGGAAAAAUAACUCAUCACGCACAAGUCACACACACACACAGACAUAAAACCACACACGUACAUUUAUGAACACUAAAACCAUGAAAAGUGUUGUUAAUUUUUUGCUUUACUUUAUGGCUCCGCGUCAAAACGAAUCAAACGAAUCAACUUCGACCAUCUGAAUCUGAAUACCUCAACAACAACAACAACAACAACAACAAAAGGAAGGCAAAUCCAUCCGCAACCAAUCUGGUGUGAAAAACGAAAAAGUAGAAAGAGUUCACGAAACUACGCUAAAUUAGCAGAAAGCACACAAGUCACUCUUGUCUUGAGCAAGUCGAACAGCAGAACUUAUGUUGAACGAAAACCGUCUAGAGCCAGCAACUCUCACAGCACACAAGAAAAAUAGAGCGAAUUCUGAUCCGGCACAAGACAGAACUUGAUCUCGAAUAUGCAAAUGAAAAGUAAAGUAUGAAAAAAAAACAUCAACAUAAAACAAAGAGAAAAAAGAAAGAGAGAUAAAGAGAGAGAGAGAGAGAGAGAGAGAGAGAGAGAGAGAAACAAAAAUGUCCUCGAAACAAAAACAACCAAACAGGUGAUUAAACAUCACCCGGACAAGCAUGUAUCACUGCCAAAACCAUAAGAAGAGACAAAUGAUUAUAGAAAGUGGAAGAAAGAAAAAUUCGAAACGAAAACAUAAAACAUAAAAGUGCAAACAAAAACGAAAAGCUAACACACACACACAGUACACAACUACUGGAACCGUCAAAAUAGAAGAAGAUGCGAAAUGGAAUAAAACACAUAAGCGGCAAAAAAAGGCAGCAAAAGCAACAAGUAAACACAAUGAAAUAUUAUAACCACAACCCCUGAGACAAGGUGAUCGGAUAGGUGAAUGGAGAAACACUAAUCUUAAUUGGCAAUUAUGACUAAGGCUAUGAGUUUGUGUAACUGCAACAAUCGUAUGAUUAUUCUCAUCCCAACAUUUGCAGCGAUUUACUGAAAGCAUAAUAGCAAAAACUAAUAAGAAAGGAAAAGAGAGAAGAAGAAAAACGAAACCGUAAUUUUUAUCUAUUAAAAAAAAAUGGUGUUAGUUGGUAAAUGGAAACAAUCAUGAAAUUUCUGCAAAGCUGAGUGUGUUACAGUUAUACUAACCGAGAAAAAAGCUAUCAAAAAGCAACAAAAAAAAUCAAACAAACGUACACAAAAGUAAUCCAUUUGUUUAGAAAUCUUUCGAACGUUCUAUUAUAAUCUGCUGAUACAUUUAAAUUGAAGUACCAUUAUAAAAAAACCCCCCAAAAAAAAAAAAAAACAAAUGCAAGCGACAGAAAAACAUGAAUAGACAAAAAAAUGGAUCAUCUUCUGCACUGCAAACGUGUUCUAUGCAUAAACUGGAAAAUUAGUUUUUUCCCCCAAACGCGAGCACAGACGAUUGGUAGUUUGUAAUGCUUUUAUCAUUUAAUAUAAUUGUAUAACCGUUCAAGAUACAUUUAAAAUAGCACUUAACACUUCUAGGCUAACCCCAUCCAACACACCCACAAACAAACCCUAAUCGGCGUAGUAAAUGUAGCGGCUCAGUACGCACUUUGGAUGCAAAAUAAGGUGGAAGCAAAAAUAUAUAUAAAUAACAUAAUACACUCUCUCACUAAGAAGUAGAUGAUCACCUUGUCCCAGCAGCAGCAGUGGAUUAGUGAAGAAGACAAAACAAAAUGAUAAAAAAACAUGAAAAAAAACAUGGAAAUUGUAAUAGUAAACAGAAGCGAAACAGCGUAUGGAAACUAUAUGUGAACAAAACUGCAACACUCGUUUACCUCAUGUUUUGUUUUUGAAGAUAGAAAUAUAGAAGAAGAAGAAAAAAAUGCUACACUGUAAGUCAUAAAAAGAAAAAGUAAAAACGGAAACAAACAAAAACGAACACAAACAAUAUAUACCCAUUUUCGUAAAGAAGCUAUGAAAAAUGAAGAAACACAGCCAGAAUGUGCAAAAGUAUCAUAUGAAACAUAACUAUUUAGGCAUGUAAAAGAAAAUACCUACCCGUAAAAUAUACAACCGUACAACAAAUAAGCAAAUGGAAACGACAAAAAACACACACACACAAAAGGAUAAAAUUUCACAAUAAGAAAGAUGAAUACACACAAAAACACAAACAAUGCAAAAUUGAAUAUAAAUCGAUGUUUAAAAAAAUGGUCGCAAAUUACGGCAACAACAAAAAAAUGAAAGCUCAUAUGUGUACACACCUCUCCCCACUUUACUGUAAAAUUACCAGAUUUACAGAACAAAAAAAACAUUGUUGUGAAUGAU